Molecule: messenger RNA, 2396 nt
Organism: Xiphophorus hellerii (green swordtail)
Lineage: Eukaryota; Metazoa; Chordata; Actinopteri; Cyprinodontiformes; Poeciliidae
Gene: mob1a
Product: MOB kinase activator 1A
Exons: 6
Coding region: 166-816 (216 amino acids)
Source: RefSeq, a predicted model, not a curated record
AGACGGCCAACAGAGGAAGAGCCGCUGUGGGUGCAGUUCAUCUUCGCGUGACGCCAAGUCGAUGAUAGUUCUUCAUGCUAAGAAAGAGAUUUAAAAGCACAUUUCUACGUACUAAACCUCAACUUGUAGUCUUCACAAAGACACUUCAACAACGUCUUCGUCAAGAUGAGCUUCCUGUUUGGCAGUCGCUCAUCUAAGACCUUCAAGCCGAAGAAAAACAUCCCAGAAGGCUCUCACCAGUAUGAGCUGCUCAAACACGCCGAGGCGACGCUGGGCAGCGGGAACCUGAGACAGGCUGUCAUGCUACCAGAGGGAGAGGAUCUCAAUGAAUGGAUCGCUGUGAAUACCGUGGACUUCUUCAACCAGAUCAACAUGCUGUACGGCACCAUCACAGAGUUCUGCACUGAGACCAGCUGCCCUGUGAUGUCUGCAGGACCAAGGUAUGAGUAUCACUGGGCUGAUGGGACCAACAUUAAGAAGCCAAUCAAGUGUUCUGCACCCAAGUACAUAGACUACCUGAUGACCUGGGUGCAGGACCAGCUGGAUGAUGAGACGCUCUUUCCCUCCAAGAUCGGAGUUCCUUUCCCCAAGAAUUUCAUGUCUGUGGCCAAAACCAUCCUGAAGCGCCUGUUCAGGGUUUAUGCUCACAUCUACCAUCAACAUUUUGACUCUGUGAUACAGCUGCAGGAGGAGGCUCACCUCAACACCUCCUUCAAGCAUUUCAUUUUCUUCGUCCAGGAGUUCAACCUUAUUGACAGGCGGGAGCUUGCUCCUCUGCAGGACUUGAUUGAGAAACUUGGAUCCAAGGACAGAUAGAAAUUUCAUCACACAUUUCCUCCCUUUUUAAAAGCUGUUUUUUCCUCCUUUGCCCUUCUUCUUCUUCUACCUCUGAUUUCUAGCCUCAACUUGUAAAGAACAUCUGUGCCUUUACACUUAAUAUUUGUAUUGGACAUUUUUCUUUUAUCCCCUUCUGUUCUACACAGAUUUUGAGCCUUUUUAGCCUCUGGGGCUUGUAUACAAUGGUGUAGUAAAGCAAAGAUAUUUUUCACAGGACUGUGGUUACCGACUGUAGGAGCAAUCUACUGAAUAUUUUUUAAAAUUUUUUUCCAUUGGACCAAGGUGAAAACAGCUGCUCGUUUUGAGGAGUUGCUGCAGAGUGUUUGGUUUGUCUAAACACUUGAUUAAUUUUUAACUCUGGGUUAUUAGAAUUGCAAUGAUCGACCAAAUAUAAAAGUUUGUUUUAUGUCUUUCCUUUGUCAACAGAGGAGAGUAACAGAAGGCACAAUAUAGAGUAAUAAACCAGGUCUUUAGUGGGCCUUUACACUUGUUACAACACAGCAAAUGAAGGUAGACACAUACUUGCACAGGUGUUUAUGUGUAAAGCUCACAGUUAUUUUUAGUAACAUUGCUCCUGUACAGAGCGUCUUUAAGUCACAGUUUAAUGUAAAGAGAUGGAUUAUUGCAAUAAUGCCUUAUUAAGCCCAUCUUCAUGCAGCUAUUUUAUGUUGCUUAAGCAAUACAGUGUUUUCCACACUUUCUGAAUAUGGUGAAUGUGCUGAAAAUUUCACAGGUAAUUUUGAACAUUUUUCUUGUCAAGAGCCUAUAAAUCCUUGGGUCAAUCUAUUAAUAGGAGCCUUAUUGUAGAAAUGAUAACAGAAUGAAGAUCAUUGUGACCUUUUAGUUUGACUUGUAUUUGCUGAAUCCCUAACCACUUAAUUUUUUAUUUUGUAUAUUUUUCCUUGGAUCGGAAAGCUAUGUAAUUCUUUUUUCAUCUGUAUGUCAGAGAUGGUUGUAGUUUUGCUGUUUUUUUUACUCCAUUAGUCUUUGUUUCUUGUGAUAUUACCAGAGUUAUUUGUUAGGCUUUACUCUGGCUACAGCAGCAGGUUCUGUCCAUAUAGCCGAUGAAGCUAAUUUUCAUCCUGGAUGUCUGGUCUUCAAAAUGUUAAUCAUGAAAUUGAUUUUAUUACGUGGCUUCACAUUUCACCCAAACUUGCAUCAGUCUUGUAACUCACUAUGAUGAAGCUUAUGAAAGCCUGUUAAAAUCCCUUCAAAACUAGAUAUUCCUCUUACAGGUGCAGAAAUGGUGUGUCCACUCAUUAUUUUUCAGUGUAUACUCUGCCACUAUAUGUUUUUGCUUCAGCUCAUAAUUUCAUUUCUAAACUCCUGGUUACAGUUACUAUGUCAGGUGUUGGAGUUGAAGGUUUUUAUAUUUCACAGUUUUGGUCCAAUUAUUGGGUGGUUGUUAGGAUAGAGUGGGAGUUCUGGGGAUAAAUGUACCACAUUCAAAAAUGUACUGUAACAAAUCAGUGUUUUUCUCAACAAAAUUGUGCCUUACAAUAAAAAUGUCUCAUUACAGUAUUGAUGGAUCAAACAUUCAAUAAACAUCUUAAAGACAA